AUGGUGGGUGAUGGGGGUGGAGAGGGGGUGCAGGGUGUCCUAGAUUUUUGCCAGGAAUUCAGUUCUCACCAUCAGAAACAAUGGGUGGAAUACAACAAGCUCUUCUUCUCUCCUUUAUCCUUUCUUCUGUUCUUCAAAUCACACUUUGUGAAAAUGUAUUUCUUGACAGAGACUUGGCUUCUCAAGUUUUCGUCCGUGCGAGGAGAGCGAACUCUUUCCUGGAGGAAGUGAAACCAGGGGACCUGGAGCGAGAAUGCUUGGAGGAGAUCUGUGACAAAGAGGAAGCUCGUGAAGUUUUUGAGCAGACCGAACCCACGACCAGAUUUUGGAACAAAUAUGUGGAUUGUAAAGGAACUGGUUUGCCAAGAGACGUUAAAGGUUUACAGACAUUGCGGACAUGUUUGGAUGGGAAUUGUUCAUCUGGCAUUGGUGUGAACUAUCAGGGUGACCGCUCUGUGACUGUAUCAGGGAGGCUGUGUCAGUACUGGACCAGCAAAUUCCCACACAGAAUCACGGAAUUCAACGUUACACUUGACCCAACCCUGAUACAGAACUACUGUCGGAACCCAGACAACAGCCCUACGGGGCCCUGGUGUUUCACCCGGGAUGCCACCGUCCGGAGAGAACCCUGCGCUGUCCCAAUAUGUGGUCAGCCUUUUGUGCCUCCUCCAGUACCUCCUACCAUUGAUGCGAAAGCCACAUACACAAAGAAGGAUUGCUUGGCCAACAAUGGCAUGGACUAUACAGGAGAUCUCUCUGUCACCAUGAGAGGCUUCAAGUGUUUACCCUGGAAGUCCCCUACAGCAGUGCUUCUCAGUGCUGGGAAAGAGUUCCUUCCAGAAGUCGAACUUGUGGAGAACCACUGCCGAAACCCGGACGGGGACUUAGAAGGGCCCUGGUGCUUUGUGGACAAGCCCAACAUCACCAUGGACUACUGUGAUCUGGAGUUGUGUGAUGAACCGAUUGAUGAUUACGACGCGACACGAGAAAGGGCGGUGGGCCCAGGUCCGAAAAAGGCAUUUUUCAGCCCCAGAUCCUUUGGCAAAGGAGAACUGGUGUGCGGAGAGCGACCCAAGUUUGAGAGGGAGAAUAAACAGGACUCGACCGAGGAGGAGCUGCUGGAGUCUUACCGGGCAGGUCGAAUCGUGAAAGGCAAAGAGGCCGAAGUAGGGAGCGCGCCAUGGCAGGUGAUGCUGUACAAGAAGAGCCCGCAGGAGCUGCUGUGUGGAGCCAGCCUCAUCAGCGAUGAGUGGAUCCUCACCGCCGCGCACUGCAUCCUCUACCCGCCCUGGGGCAAGAACUUCACCAUCAACGACAUCAUCGUUCGGCUCGGCAAGCACCAACGUGCCAGAUUCGAAAGGAACACAGAGAUAAUUGUGGCCAUCGAUGACAUCAUCGUCCAUCCGAAAUACAACUGGAAGGAGAACCUGGAUCGGGAUAUUGCUCUCCUGCACAUGAGGAGACCGGUGACCUUCACCGAUGUGGUCCACCCCAUCUGUCUGCCAACUAAGAAAAUCGCAAAGACCUUGAUGUUUGCGGGAUACAAGGGACGUGUCACGGGCUGGGGGAACCUCUACGAGACGUGGUCCUCCUCCCCCCACUCCCUGCCCACCGUCCUGCAGCAGAUCCACCUGCCCAUCGUGGACCAGUCCACCUGCCGCGACUCCACUGCCAUUCGGGUCACCGACAACAUGUUCUGCGCAGGGUUCAAGCCUGAUGACCCGCAAAGCGGUGACGCGUGUGAAGGAGACAGUGGGGGUCCUUUUGUCAUGAAGAGUCCAGAAGAUAACCGCUGGUACCAGGUUGGUAUCGUGUCUUGGGGAGAAGGCUGUGACAGGGAUGGAAAAUAUGGAUUUUACACCCACUUGUUCCGUAUGAGGAGGUGGAUGAGGAAGGUCAUUGAAAAAGCAGAUGAAGGAGAUGACUGAUGAGCACUAUGCUUCAUACGUAUUCCCUCAAGAAGAUCAAAAAUUAAAGCACACAUUGGUUAAGAGUUAAUGUGGUUUCCUGUUGCACUUAUUUUUGUAAAUGAAACUGCUUUCUAAUGAUUUAAAACCAUUAAUAAUUCUAUUAAAAAUAGAAGAAACCA
Anguilla rostrata (American eel) is the source of this 2089-nucleotide messenger RNA. RefSeq names its product coagulation factor II (thrombin) (gene f2). Lineage: Eukaryota; Metazoa; Chordata; Actinopteri; Anguilliformes; Anguillidae. Gene Ontology annotation, cellular component: extracellular region. The record is from RefSeq and is a predicted model, not a curated record. Gene Ontology annotation, molecular function: calcium ion binding; serine-type endopeptidase activity. The transcript has 14 exons. Bases 81 to 1928 code for a protein of 615 amino acids. Gene Ontology annotation, biological process: platelet activation; blood coagulation; positive regulation of blood coagulation.